ACCCCUUUGAUAAGGAAAGUGAAGGGUGUUCUCUUGCUGGGUUUGCAGAGAUAGGGACAGUCAUUUUCUGGGAGGAAGUUUCCUUGUUCGAAAAAAUCAAGCUAGGUUUCCAGCAUGGUCUGUGGUCUAGAAAGUUGAGGGGGCUUCCCCAGAACUCUGGAGUAGGGGACUCGGGGGCAUCCUGUCCUCUCCGAGCAGCCGCCCAGGCCCUUCCUCCCGUUCCGUUGUGGUGAGAAGGGCAGGAGCGUGAUGCUGUCGAGUGCGGCCGUGCUCACCUGCCUGUGGGGAAGCUGGCUUCAGAGAGAUGGGCGAGGGUUGGGCUCUGCUAGUGUUUUCCUGACGUGUCCAACAAAGUCACAGGCCAACUCAUCUGUUUUCACCUUUGUCUUAGCGGGGAGGAGAGCCCCCCGGCCCUCUGCAGAGACCCCUGUCCUUUUGGGUGACCCUCUCCUCAGUGAUUGGACCCAUAGGCAGCCGAAGUCCUACAGAUGGGCAACCCCUUCUCCGGGACAGUGUGGUGCCAUGGGGCAAACGCAUCUGGGGGAGGCAGAGGCUGAGGGCAGAUCAGUAACUUUCAGGCAGCUGUUCCUUCACUGUGACAGGGCACAGUGGGCCAGGAUGACCUGUGGUGUCUGCCGGGGCUGAGUGUCGUCUUUUGGCCCUAAAAUCCUGUCAAAAGCAGUUCACAUCUGGGAAAUCCUUGCCGUGCUCUGGGAUACUUAGUCAGAGGGGAACAAGGUUCGAGAUGGCCUUGUAGGGACUUUAUUGGUCCUGGGGGCCCACAAUUCCCUGCCCAGGUGACAUGGCAGGAGUCAGAUCUGGAAAUCCGAGAGCUCUGCACCCUGGCGCGCCUCCACCACCACCUUGGACUUGUGACCCAGCGCAGCUGAAGGGAUGGACCUGGGUGGGAGGGCGUCUGUCCUGUCUGGACCCACAUAGACACUCGGAUGUCCUCAGGGGCAGGGCUUCUGGUGGAUUGACUGAAAAAUAGGCUUUCUGUUGCUUCCUGGCCUGUGUGCGGCUUUAUUGGUACUUCUGGGGAGAAUGAAUCGGUUCUUCUGAUACAUGGUUUUCUUUUGAAAGCCUUGAAGGCUGGGUCUGGCCUUUACAGUUAUGCAGAAGGCGAUCUUGAUCAGGUGUGGAGCCACAGCCCUAUUCCCUGUACUAGAUAAACUCCUGGAAUUCGCAGACUCUGCGGAGGAGGAAGGCUGGGGGCCCUGCCUCAGAGACGCCCAGUACAGGAGAAGCUGGCUUGUUAUAUUCUCUGCGUUUCCCCAAAUAGAUGGCAAAGAAGCUGCUCUCUAGUAAAUUACUUGAAAUAUUCAUUGACUUGUCAGAGUCUGAGUUAAGAAGAUCAUUAUCAGGUUUUGAGUAAGUAUUUGAAGUCAGAAUGGGUGCUUUUUUAAUUUUUUAAAUUAUGAUAAAAUCCAUGUAACAGAAUUGACCGCAAGAGACAGUCAGUUCAUUCGCAACGUUGGACAGCACUGUUGUCACAAGACCGCUUAGUGGGACCGGGAGGUAUUCCCACUGAAUGAAAUGUGGAAGGCCUCGGCGGGCCACACGGUGUCCAUCACCCAGGACGACGAGGGAGCUGACGACUGGGAGACCGACCCCGACUUCGUGAACGAUGUGAGUGAGAAAGAGCAGAGAUGGGGGGCCAAAACCGUGCAAGGCUCUGGGCACCAGGAACACAUCAACAUACACAAGCUGAGGGAGAAUGUUUUCCAAGAGCACCAGAGCAUCAAGGAGAAGGAGCUUGAAACAGGACCGAAAGCCUCGCGCGGGUACGGGGGCAGGUUCGGCGUGGAGCAGGACCGGAUGGACAAAUCAGCGGUCGGCCACGAGUAUCAGGCGAAGCUCUCCAAGCACUGCUCGCAGGUUGACUCCGUCCGGGGAUUUGGAGGCAAGUUUGGCGUCCAGGUGGACAGAGUUGACCAGUCUGCCGUGGGCUUUGAAUACCAGGGGAAAACUGAGAAACACGCCUCCCAGAAAGACUACUCCAGUGGUUUCGGUGGCAAGUACGGUGUCCAGUCCGACCGUGUGGACAAGAGCGCGGUGGGCUUCGACUACCAGGGCAAGACGGAGAAGCACGAGUCGCAGAAAGAUUACUCCAAAGGUUUUGGGGGCAAGUAUGGUAUCGACAAGGACAAGGUGGAUAAAAGCGCUGUCGGCUUCGAGUACCAAGGCAAAACGGAGAAGCACGAGUCCCAGAAAGACUAUGUGAAAGGGUUUGGAGGAAAGUUUGGUGUGCAGACCGACAGACAAGACAAGUGUGCCCUCGGCUGGGACCACCAGGAGAAACUGCAGCUGCACGAAUCCCAGAAAGAUUAUAAGGCUGGUUUCGGAGGCAGAUUUGGUGUUCAGUCCGAGAGGCAGGACGCCUGUGCUGUGGGGUUUGAUUACAAGGAGAGACUGGCCAAGCACGAGUCCCAGCAAGACUACUCCAAAGGAUUCGGCGGGAAAUACGGGGUGCAGAGGGAUCGGAUGGAUAAGAACGCUUCCACCUUUGAGGACGUCGCCACGGUGGCCUCCAGUUAUCAGAAGACUGUCCCUGUCGAAGCAGUGAGCAGCAAGACGAGCAACAUCAGAGCCAACUUCGAAAACCUCGCGAAGGAGCAGGAGCAGGAGGACCGGCGGAGGGCGGAGGCCGAGCGGGCGCAGAGGAUGGCGAAGGAGCGGCGGGAGCAGGAGGAGGCCCGGCGGCAGCUGGGCGAGCAGGCCAGAGCCCAGAAGCCGACGCCCCCCGCGUCCCCCACGCCCCAGCCAGCUCAGGAGAGGCCUCCACAAAGCCCCGUCUACGAGGACGCGGCUCCAUUCGAGGCCGAGCCGAGCUACGGAGGCCCCGUGAGCACCGGUGAGCCGGAGCCAGUGUACAGCUCAGACGUCUCCGACUCCCGGGAGGCCUACGCCCCGGAUGCCGUCUAUGAGACCACAGAGGCCCCCAGCCACUAUGCAGCGGAGGAGGGGGCCUACGACGAGUAUGAGAACGACCUCGGAGUCACAGCCACCGCCCUCUACGACUACCAGGCCGCGGGCGACGACGAAAUCUCCUUCGACCCCGACGACAUCAUCACCAACAUCGAGAUGAUCGACGAUGGCUGGUGGCGCGGGCUGUGCAAGGGCCGCUACGGGCUCUUUCCCGCCAACUACGUGGAGCUGCGGCCGUAGCGCGGGGCCGGGCAGCUGGCGUGCCGCUUUCGUAUUUAAUGCUUCUGCUGAUGCUUUUGGAAAUGUUUGCGCCACAGGAUUUGCUGAAAUACUGUGAUCAUGCUCCUUAGGGGACUCGGUAAUUAUUUUUUUGCAUUUAAGGUAUUUUCUUUUUUUGCCAAAUCGACUGUCGCGUGGAGCCACUUCGGUUCUCCCGAGUGCGCCUCACCACCAUGGUGUUAGGAGUCGCUGUCCCAGCAGCGUCUCUGGGGUCCCAGCGUUUGCAGGGAGGGAAGUGGCUAGAAAGAACCUGAGCUUUGAGGUGAUGUGGGAAAGCGCCUGGCACUGUGAGGUCCCGCAGCAUUUGACCCUGGCCUGCCUCCUGCCUCCUGCUCCGCGUCUUGUCCUGGUUCUCUGGCCGCUCCCGGCUGCCCAGGAGGGCUGCUGAGCCGCGGCCCUGCCCCGCGAUGCAGAGUUCCCCGGCCCCUGCAGGGUCCUCCCCACUUGUCUCCGGCUCCCGGCCCAAAGGCCUGUGGUCAGCUUCCCCGGGCAGCGGGGCUGUGGCCGCCCUGGGGGCGAACAGCCACCCUGCUGUGGGGGGCAGGUCCCUCCCCGGUUGUAAACUGCUGGAAACACCCGCUGUCAAGGGGGCCAAACCUCAUGCUCAGUGGUGGCGAAGUUCGAUCGAUUGACUUGGCUGAGAAGCGCAAGCGAGCACGUGGGUGCUCUGGCCCACGACGCCCUGUGGCAGCUCUGCGGGGACCGGGAGGGACCCAUCCUGAGGGACCAGGAGGCCCGCUCAGCCCUGCGUGGUUAGGGCAGCGGACCCCAGAUGCUCACGUGGGGACACGCGUGUGGGGACGUCUGUGGCCCCGAGGCACACGUUUUCUUUCCCGAAGUGCAUUUGCUUUAUCACAAUUAGGUCGGGUUUUAUAUGCAAUUACUGUAUCUAAAUUUCUGUAGCACACCUCACAGGUAUGAUUUUUUUAAAUUAAACGUUCACAGUAAA
This is a messenger RNA of Camelus dromedarius (Arabian camel), 4156 nucleotides long. It is a transcript of the gene CTTN, whose product is annotated as cortactin. The transcript has 17 exons. The record is from RefSeq and is a predicted model, not a curated record. The coding region runs from base 1537 to 3168 and encodes 543 amino acids. Gene Ontology annotation, cellular component: lamellipodium; actin filament; cortical actin cytoskeleton. NCBI's taxonomy places the organism in Eukaryota, Metazoa, Chordata, Mammalia, Artiodactyla, Camelidae. Gene Ontology annotation, molecular function: actin filament binding. Gene Ontology annotation, biological process: regulation of actin filament polymerization.